AUGGCGCACGACACUCCACCAGUGUACGUGUCCAAUACUCGGCAGUUGCAUGGUUUUGUAGCCCUAAAUAAAAUCGAACAACUACGUCUUUGUGUUGAGAUUACGGAGAACAAGGACGACAGAGCAAGAGAGAAGACUAAAACAAACUUCAGUUUUAGCUCAGAAGUAGAAGCGUCAAAAGUUGAGUCCAGAGACGAUAAUUACAGUGGGAGUUACGAUGGUUGCAGUUCAGAGAAGGAAGAAGAGGACAAUGAGAUUGAUUGCUCUAGUAUUGUGGAAGGAGAAAAUCAGAACGUAGACGGAGAAGAUGAAACAUGCAAAGAAAACGAAGAAGACGAUGAAUUUGAUAGCCGAUUUGAUAUGUUCGACGACUCGGACGGUGCGUCAUCUGAAGAUGAUAACUUCAGCUCAUACGGUGAGUCUCCUUUAGAAGGCGAAGAGUCACCAACGAUACCUCCCAAGAAGAUAUAUCAGAACUUCUCGAUGAGCGGGUCUAAAGAGAGUGAGGAGGUUCUUCUAAGGUUGGAGAUGUCGUCGUUAAAUCUUGCGGUAGGGCAACGAUACGAGAGUAAAGCCGAUUUGGAGAGACGAUUGAAACUUCUUACUGUGAAGGAUCGAUUUGAUUAUGAUGUAGACAUAUCAACCCAAACAUUAUUCAUUGUUAAGUGUUGGGUUGAUGGAUAUAUUUUAGGAGAGUUGUACAAGAACUUUCUCGGCGACGUUGGUCCGGCCGUUCGCCCUACGAGUGUUGGAAUAGCUAUCACUAAGCAGUUUGGUGUAAAGAUGGAAUAUUGGAAAUCUUACCGGACGCUGAAAUUUGCAAGGGAAAUUGUUCAGGGAACACCUGAGAGUGGGUUUGAACGCUUGGCUUCUUACUUAUACAUGAUAAUAAGGGAAAAUCCGAGUACAGUUGCGCGUCUUCAAAUCGAUGAGAAUGGAAAAUUCAUGUAUGUGUUUCUUGCGUUUGGUGCGAGCGUAAAUGGGUUUCCUUUCAUGCGCAAAGUUGUGGUUGUCGACAGUACGUUUCUUAAUGGUAGAUACAAAGGGACGAUUCUCACAGCACUAGCUCAGGAUGGUAACUUUCAGAUUUUUCCAAUAGCCUUCGCAGUGGUUGACACUGGAAAUGAUGAUUCCUGGCAUUGGUUUUUUACGCAACUAAAACUUUUGAUUCCUGACGAAGAGGGUCUUGCGAUAAUCUCGGAUAGGCAUAACUCGAUUGGGAAAGCAAUUACAAAUGUGUAUCCGCUUGCUUCUCGUGGAAUUUGCAUGUACCAUCUAUAUAAGAAUAUACUGGGACGGUACAAAGGAAAAGAUGCAUUUCGUCUGGUGAAGAAAGCGGCGAGAUGUUUUAGGAUGUCUGACUUUACUCAGAUUUUGGAGGAGAUUGAAGCGAUUAAUCCAGCACUCCACGGCUACCUCCAAAGGGCUGAUGUCCGACUGUGGACGUGUGUUCAUUUUCCGGGCGAGAGGUACAAUUUGAUGACUACGAACAUAGCGGAAUUAAUGAACAGAGCAUUGUCGAAUGCUAGAGGUCUUCACAUUGUUCGGAUAUUAGAAUCGAUACGGGUUAUGAUGACCAGAUGGUUUGCUGAACGAAGAGAGGAUGCCAGAUCGCAGCGAACCACGCUUACUCGUGGUGUGGAGAAACUACUACAUGGUCGUGUAACUGCCGCCAGAGAUUUAGCGGUACAGAGGAUUGAUGAUCAUCACACUGAAGUUAAAUAUGGAUCUUCCGGCGAGUCUUUGCAUGUUGUUAAUUUGGUAGAGCGAAAGUGCACAUGUCGCCGUUUCGAACUCGAGAAAUUACCAUAUGUACACGCAAUCGCAGCGGCGCAGUACAUGAAUGUUUCUCGUAUAUCCCUGUGCAGUCCUUACUAUACCAGCAAUUAUUUGGUUAGCGCAUACGCUGAAUCGGUCAUGCCGGUUGAUUCAGCGCAACCUGUUCCAGAACUCGUGGCUAACCAACGCUGCUUGCCCCCGACUGUACGUCAACCACCAGGCAGACCGAAGAAAAAUAGGAUGAAAUCUGCUUUAGAAGUUGCACUAUCAAACAAACGUCCUAGGAAAGAGCACACAUGUUCUCAAUAUAGACAGAGUGGUCAUAAUGCGAAAACUUGUCCGAUGUAA
This is a messenger RNA of Brassica napus (rape), 2127 nucleotides long. RefSeq lists its product as uncharacterized. Gene Ontology annotation, molecular function: zinc ion binding. The coding region runs from base 1 to 2127 and encodes 708 amino acids. The record is from RefSeq and is a predicted model, not a curated record. NCBI's taxonomy places the organism in Eukaryota, Viridiplantae, Streptophyta, Magnoliopsida, Brassicales, Brassicaceae. The transcript is spliced from 4 exons.